Penicillium digitatum Pd1 is the source of this 948-nucleotide messenger RNA. Its product is annotated as carbon-nitrogen hydrolase family protein. Lineage: Eukaryota; Fungi; Ascomycota; Eurotiomycetes; Eurotiales; Aspergillaceae. Gene Ontology annotation, molecular function: catalytic activity. The record is from RefSeq and is a predicted model, not a curated record.
AUGGUUCGCGUUGCAGUCACCCAGGUAGAGCCCGUUUGGCUUGAUCUCGAAGCGACAGUCGAAAAGACCUGUCGUAUUAUCGCCGAGGCUGCUGGGAAUGGAGCUCAACUCGUAGCAUUUCCGGAGUGCUGGAUUCCAGGCUAUCCGGCUUGGAUUUGGUCGCGACCCGUUGACCCAACUCUCAUGUCUCUGUAUAUUCGGAAUUCGUUGACUGUGGAUUCGCCCCAAAUGGAGAAGAUCAAAAACUGUGCGCGCAAGCAUAAAAUCAUAGUCGUCCUGGGCUUUUCCGAGAACUUCCACCACUCGCUUUACAUUGCACAGGCUAUUAUUAGCGAAGAUGGAGAAAUUCUUACCACUCGCAAAAAGAUCAAGGCUACCCACAUGGAGCGAACCGUGUUCGGUGACUCCCGAAACGAUUGCCUCAACAGCGUGGUGCCUACAUCAGUGGGCCGAGUCGGCGCACUUUCUUGCUGGGAGCACAUUCAGCCACUUCUCAAGUUCCACACAUACACGCAACGGGAGCAGAUUCAUGUCGCAGCCUGGCCGCCUCUGUUUGAGCACGCCGGAGAUCAUUCGCUGUUCUCAAUGUCACGCGAAGGAACGGCUGCUCUCGCCCAAACUUACGCCAUGGAAUCGAAUUCUUUUGUUCUCCACACAACAGCUGUCCUCAGUGAAGCAGGAAUUACGAAGAUGAGCACAGAGCUAGGAUCGAUGAACGUUCCUGGCGGUGGCAGCUCUGCAAUCUUUGGGCCCGAUGGACGCAAGCUCUCGACUGACAUUCCUUCCACCGAGGAAGGAAUUCUAUAUGCCACUCUGAACUUGGAGGACAUCAUCCAUUCCAAGCAUUUUGUAGAUGUGUGUGGCCAUUACAGCAGGCCGGACCUCCUCUGGCUUGGAGUCGAUGAUGGUGCCAAGCUCCAUGUGAGAAAAGGCUCAAUUGUCGCAUAA